Messenger RNA from Cuscuta campestris, 1178 nucleotides. NCBI's taxonomy places the organism in Eukaryota, Viridiplantae, Streptophyta, Magnoliopsida, Solanales, Convolvulaceae. The record is from the annotation of a GenBank genome assembly.
GGACUUCAUGUCUUCUUGAUUGAUACUACUGCUUAUUCAUCUUUGGUAAUCAGAUCCGGCGCAGAUGUUGAUAAACAUCCAUUGAUGACCUCGACUCAGGAUUGCUACCAUCGCUCUGAAUUUGGGAGGUGUAUUGCUUAGAGAUGUGUUAUUUCAGCUUCAGGGGCAUAAGAAUGUGUACAUCGUGAUCCCUAGGCCCCCAAUGGAGUCGGGAUGAUAUUGAGUUUUGUUGUUGCGGUUGAUAUAUGCCGUAAUCUACUCAUUCAACUUUUCAAGGGGUGCACCAAUCUUGAGUCUUAUCUUUUUUCUUAGAAUAUAUAAAUCACCAAGCAAUAACGAUUAACGACAAUGGAGGACGAGACCAACACCGGUUCCUCCUCCUCCUCAACAAAGGACGAUGCAUUGACGGUGGGCGAAUGUCAAAAGAUGAUUCAAAGGAGCCUCCAAACACCAAAGGUGAAGUUCCUAAUGGAUCACUUGAAGAAAGCUGGGUGUGAGAUCAGUGGCAGUUUCAUUAAGGCCGAACGCUGUGAUGAUAUGGUCAGUGGGGGUUAUCUCCAAGGCAAAGGGAUAGUCGUGUGCAGCAACGAACUGAGGCUACAAGACGAGGUAAACCAAGUUGUCCUACACGAGCUUAUUCACGCGUAUGACGAUUGUCUCUCUUCAAAUUUGAACUGGGCCGACUGUGCCCAUCAUGCCUGUAGUGAGAUCAGAGCUAACCAUCUGAGCGGCGACUGUAAUUUCAAGCGAGAGUUGCUGCGGGGCCACUUUAGGAUUCGUGGUCACGAGCAAGAAUGUGUUCGGCGAAGAUCAAUGAAAUCUUUGAAAUCCAACCCGUACUGUUCCGAAAGGGCUGGUAAGGACGCCAUGCUUGCGGUCUGGGAUUUGUGUUACAAUGACACAAGACCCUUUGAGAGUGCUCCAUAAGGACUGUAUUGAGAGAGAGAGAGAAAGUAUUUCUUUUACUUUCAACUCUGAGAAAUGAACGAUUUUACGUUAAUCAUUUUCUGCACCAUUUUUUGGACUGCCAGCUAAGUUAAAUUCGUGGCAUUUUAAAUGUUGAUUGUGCAAUUAUUAAAUAUGAGUUGGAAACUAUUAAAAAAAAGAAAAUAUUGGAAAUGCAUUGAGAAAAACAUCCUGUGUUUUUAAUUGGAAUGCAAUAAAAUAGAAAUGUGUUU